Pediculus humanus corporis (human body louse) is the source of this 1140-nucleotide messenger RNA. Its product is annotated as hspbap1/pass1, putative. The record is from RefSeq and is a predicted model, not a curated record. Gene Ontology annotation, molecular function: 2-oxoglutarate-dependent dioxygenase activity. Bases 1 to 1140 code for a protein of 379 amino acids. The transcript is spliced from 6 exons. NCBI's taxonomy places the organism in Eukaryota, Metazoa, Arthropoda, Insecta, Psocodea, Pediculidae.
AUGAAUUUCAAUUCGUCUCAUAUUACACAUGACUCUCCUUUUGUUUUAAAAAACAAAAUCAACGAUUGGGGCGUAUUAAAAUAUGAGGAAAAUGAUUGGUGUAAUGCAUUUCAAAAUAAGAUUCUUGAAUUUAGAGCAGGCAACAAAAUUCCUAGAAAAGAUCCUUAUUGGGAGCAGGAGUGCGACAUUAAAAAAAUAACUUUACAAAACUUUUUUGUUAGUUCAAAAACUCAGAAAGAUUCUUGGUUAUAUUACGAUUAUAAAUACAUGAAAGAUGUUUUACCCUUAAAUAGUGAAGUAUUCAAUGAUAUAAAAUGGUCCAAUUUCAAUUUACCAAAUAUUUCAGCUAAAGAUUCUACAUUAUGGAUUGGCAAUGAAGGUGCUCAUACUCCUUGUCAUAUGGAUACCUAUGGAUGUAAUUUUGUCGCUCAAAUAUUAGGCAGAAAAUUAUGGAUAUUAAUUCCUCCUGAUGAAAUUGAUGAAAUGGAACCAGUAAGAGUUCCAUAUGAAGAAUCCAGCAUAUACAGUGCCCAAAAUUUUUAUACUCCUUCAGAAAAAUUACUAAGUAUUAAGAAGGCAUAUCAGGUCAUUUUAUCACCGGGUGAAGUUCUUUUUAUACCUAGGCACUGGUGGCAUUAUGUUGAAAAUUUAGAAGUAGCCAUUAGUGUUAAUGUUUGGGUACCCAUGAACAUUGACUGUGAAAGCAGAUUAGAAGAAUCUUUGGUAAAAAACUUUGUUUACAACGUAUGUCAAGAAUUAUCGUUAGAAGAAGCUAAACAAUUAUUAAAUCCAAAUGAAUAUUCAUUGUUAAAAGAAGAAGAUUACAUUUUUAAAACGAUAUCUAAUUGUAUUGAAAAAUGUAUUCAAUUUAGAAAACAAAAAAAUUCUAAAGAAAAGUUUCAACAAGAAAUUGAUGACACAUCCUUCUGUGAAAAAACGGCUGUAGAACAUUGCGAUCUUAAAAAUUAUAUUAAAAAAAAAAAUGAGAUGCUCAAUUACAAGUCGAUACCAGAUACAAAAUCUAAAGAAAAAAAUCCAAACAUUUUACUUGCCAAAAGUCUUAUUAAUGGUUAUUCUCAUCCAACUACAAUAAAAUUAUUAAAAGAAUCAGUUUUGAGCUCAUACUUAAAAAACCGAUAA